ACAAAGACCACACGAAGUAAAAGAGAAAGCAAAGCCGAAAACAAACCAGGCACCGUUUGUUGGUUUAAAUCGAGAUCUAUGUUAUGUUAAAAAAAAAACAUAACAGAUUCUAACAAUAAUUCAUAUAUGUAAUAACCAACUCAUCUUCUCUACGUUGGCUGCUCUAGCGCCCCCUUUAUGACAACUGUAUACCGGACAUUCUGUCCACAUCAGGAAGAGGAGAGGCACAUUGAGAGACCGAGAGAGGAGCAGUAAUCUGUUACAUGUGAAGGAAUGGUGUAUGUUGAGCUAAAAACACCUCUGCGACUUGAAGUAUUCGGUCAUAUGUUGACACUGAUGCUACUGCGCUGGAGCAACUAGGAGUUUUAUGAAAUGCGUUGAAUGGAUGUGGAAUUGUUAGCUGCUACUGCAAAGCUGUCAACAGCGAUAUUUAUGCAUUGCACAAUAACUGAUGGGUUCAAGAUAGAGACGGCAACAUGCGGAGCCGCAGUAACUCAGGUGUGAAGCUCGAUGGAUUCGCCAGGCUCGUUCAUGAGACUAUUCUAUGUCACCAGAACCCAGUAACAGGCCUGUUGCCCUGCAGUGUCCAGCUGCCAGAUGCCUGGGUGCGUGACAAUGUCUACAGCAUCCUGGCGGUGUGGGGUCUGGGGAUGGCCUACAGGAAGAACGCUGACCGGGAUGAGGACAAGGCCAAGGCCUACGAACUGGAGCAGAGUGUUGUCAAGCUGAUGCAAGGGCUGCUCCAGUGUAUGAUGCGACAGGUGGCCAAGGUGGAGAAGUUUAAACACACUCAGAGCCCCAAGGACUGUCUGCACGCCAAGUACCACACCCCCACCUGUGCUACCGUGGUGGGGGACGAUCAGUGGGGACACCUGCAGGUUGAUGCCACCUCUCUGUACCUGCUGGUUUUGGCUCAGAUGACUGCCUCAGGUCUUCGUAUCAUAUCAACCCUGCAUGAAGUGGCUUUUAUCCAGAACCUGGUCUUCUACAUUGAGGCUGCUUAUAAAGUUGCGGAUUAUGGAAUGUGGGAGCGAGGGGACAAGACCAAUCAGGGGAUCCCAGAACUGAACGCCAGCUCUGUGGGGAUGGCCAAGGCUGCAUUGGAGGCCAUUGAUGAGCUAGACCUCUUUGGGGCUCAUGGAGGACCCAAAUCUGUCAUUCACGUUUUGCCGGACGAGGUGGAGCACUGCCAGGCUAUCCUGUGCUCCAUGCUGCCACGAGCCUCCACCUCUAAAGAGAUCGAUGCUGGUCUCCUGUCAAUCAUCUCCUUCCCUGCCUUCGCUGUGGAGGAUGCAGACCUGGUCACCAUCACUAAGACUGAGAUCAUAUCCAGGCUACAGGGACGCUAUGGCUGCUGCCGUUUCAUCAGAGAUGGAUACAGAUGCCCAAGAGAGGACCCGUCCCGUCUCCACUACGACCCGGCUGAACUCAAACUGUUUGAGAAUAUAGAAUGUGAAUGGCCAGUGUUCUGGACCUACCUCAUUCUGGACGGCAUCUUCAGCGGAGACCUAGUACAGGUGCAGGAGUACAGAGAUGCUCUGGAAGAAGUCCUGAUCAGAGGGAAGCCCGGGAUCCGCCUGAUGCCUGAGCUCUACGCUGUCCCACCUGAAAAGAUGGAGGAAGAGUACGGGAACCCUCACUCCGUGGACAGAGUGGCUAUGGGUCAGUUACCUCACAUGUGGGGACAGUCCCUCUACAUCGUUGGUUCUCUGCUGGCCGAGGGAUUCCUCGCCCCUGGAGAGAUCGACCCUCUCAACAGGCGAUUCUCCACCAAUUUCAAGCCGGACGUAGUUGUACAAGUGUGUGUGUUAGCGGAGUCGAAGGAGAUCCAGGAGCUGCUGAAGAACGAUGAAAUAGAGGUCCAGACCAUCGCUGAGGUCCAGCCCAUCAGGGUCAUGCCUGCUCGCAUCCUCAGCCACGUCUAUGUCAAACUGGGAAACUGCAAGAAGUUGAAUCUGAGCGGGAGGCCAUACAGGCACAUUGGAGUUCUGGGAACCUCGAAAUUCUACGAGAUCCGGAACCGUACCUACACAUUCACCCCUCAGUUCCUGGACAAGCAUCACUUCUACCUGGCUCUGGACAACCAGAUGAUAGUGGAGAUGCUAAGGACGGAGCUGUCCUAUCUCUCCUCCUCCUGGAGGAUGACCGGACGUCCUACCCUGACCUUCCCCAUCACACACAGCAUGCUGGUGGAUGAUGGUGAGAGCAUCGACCCGUGUAUUCUGUCCACUCUGAGGAAGCUGCACGAUGGAUACUUCGGAGGGGCAAGGGUUCAGAUGGCAAACAUCUCCAGCUUCCAGACUACCUCGUUCCACACAGAGCUCAGCUUCCUCGACGGAGACACCGAUGACGACCUGCUGGACAAUGAAGAAGAUGAGGAAGACGAAGAAGAAAGUUAUGUCCCCUCAGGCAGCUCCAAGGACAUGUUUGACCACUACCUCAGCCAGCUGAUGCAGAGCACAGCCACCAAGUGUCAUCUCCCUCCCAUCCAGAGGGGGCAGCACCACGUGUUUAGUGCUGAACACACCACCAGAGACAUCCUCUCCUUCAUGGCCCAGGUCCAAGGCCUCAACAUGCCCAAGGCCUCCAUGUAUCUUCCCAUGACUCCCAUCAUGAACAAGCACCGUAAAUCCCUCAACCUACUGCACGUGUCCCAGCUCACACCGCUCCAUCCACACCACCACCACACGCCACAACAACAGCCCAAGGUCAGUUCAUCUACGCCAACAACCCACCACACGCCACAACAACAGCCCAAGGUCAGUUCAUCUACGCCAACAACCCACCACACGCCACAACAACAGCCCAAGGUCAGUUCAUCUACGCCAACAACCCACCACACACCACAUCAACAACAGCCCAAGGUCAGUUCAUCUACCCCAACAACCCACCACACGCCACAACAACAGCCCAAGGUCAGUUCAUCUACGCCAACAACCCACCACACGCCACAACAACAGCCCAAGGUCAGUUCAUCUACGCCAACAACCCACCACACGCCACAACAACAGCCCAAGGUCAGUUCAUCUACGCCAACAACCCACCACACGCCACAACAACAGCCCAAGGUCAGUUCAUCUACGCCAACAACCCACCACACGCCACAUCAACAACAGCCCAAGGUCAGUUCAUCUACCCCAACAACCCACCACACACCACAUCAACAACAGCCCAAGGUCAGUUCAUCUACGCCAACAACCCACCACACGCCACAUCAACAACAGCCCAAGGUCAGUUCAUCUACCCCAACAACCCACCACACGCCACAUCAACAACAGCCCAAGGUCAGUUCAUCUACGCCAACAACCCACCACACGCCACAUCAACAACAGCCCAAGGUCAGUUCAUCUACGCCAACAACCCACCACACGCCACAUCAACAACAGCCCAAGGUCAGUUCAUCUACGACAACAACCCACCACACACCACAUCAACAACAGCCCAAGGUCAGUUCAUCUACCCCAACAACCCACCACACGCCACAUCAACAACAGCCCAAGGUCAGUUCAUCUACCCCAACAACCCACAUCAACAACAGCCCAAGGUCAGUUCAUCUACCCCAACAACCCACCACACACCACAUCAACAACAGCCCAAGGUCAGUUCAUCUACGACAACAACCCACCACACACCACAUCAACAACAGCCCAAGGUCAGUUCAUCUACCCCAACAACCCACCACACGCCACAUCAACAACAGCCCAAGGUCAGUUCAUCUACCCCAACAACCCACAUCAACAACAGCCCAAGGUCAGUUCAUCUACCCCAACAACCCACCACACACCACAUCAACAACAGCCCAAGGUCAGUUCAUCUACGCCAACAACCCACCACACACCACAUCAACAACAGCCCAAGGUCAGUUCAUCUACGCCAACAACCCACCACACACCACAUCAACAACAGCCCAAGGUCAGUUCAUCUACCCCAACAAUCCACAUCAACAACAGCCCAAGGUCAGUUCAUCUACCCCAACAACCCACCACACACCACAUCAACAACAGCCCAAGGUCAGUUCAUCUACGCCAACAACCCACCACACACCACAUCAACAACAGCCCAAGGUCAGUUCAUCUACGCCAACAACCCACCACACACCACAUCAACAACAGCCCAAGGUCAGUUCAUCUACGCCAACAACCCACCACACGCCACAUCAACAACAGCCCAAGGUCAGUUCAUCUACGCCAACAACCCACCACACACCACAUCAACAACAGCCCAAGGUCAGUUCAUCUACCCCAACAACCCACCACACACCACAUCAACAACAGCCCAAGGUCAGUUCAUCUACCCCAACAACCCACCACACACCACAUCAACAACAGCCCAAGGUCAGUUCAUCUACCCCAACAACCCACCACACACCACAUCAACAACAGCCCAAGGUCAGUUCAUCUACGCCAACAACCCACCACAAACCACAUCAACAACAGCCCAAGGUCAGUUCAUCUACCCCAACAACCCACCACACGCCACAUCAACAACAGCCCAAGGUCAGUUCAUCUACCCCAACAACCCACCACACACCACAUCAACAACAGCCCAAGGUCAGUUCAUCUACCCCAACAACCCACCACACACCACAUCAACAACAGCCCAAGGUCAGUUCAUCUACCCCAACAACCCACCACACACCACAUCAACAACAGCCAAAGGUCAGUUCAUCUACCCCAACAACCCACCACAACAACAGCCCAAGGUCAGUUCGUCUACCCCAACAACCCACCACACACCACAUCAACAACAGCCCAAGGUCAGUUCGUCUACCCCAACAACCCACCACACACCACAUCAACAACAGCCCAAGGUCAGUUCAUCUACGCCAACAACCCACCACACACCACAUCAACAACAGCCCAAGGUCAGUUCAUCUACGCCAACAACCCACCACACACCACAUCAACAACAGCCCAAGGUCAGUUCAUCUACGACAACAACCCACCACACACCACAUCAACAACAGCCCAAGGUCAGUUCAUCUACCCCAACAACCCACCACACGCCACAACAACAACAGCCCAAGGUCAGUUCAUCUACGCCAACAACCCACCACACGCCACAACAACAGCCCAAGGUCAGUUCAUCUACGCCAACAACCCACCACACACCACAUCAACAACAGCCCAAGGUCAGUUCAUCUACCCCAACAACCCACCACACACCACAUCAACAACAGCCCAAGGUCAGUUCAUCUACCCCAACAACCCACCACACGCCACAACAACAGCCCAAGGUCAGUUCAUCUACCCCAACAACCCACCACACGCCACAACAACAGCCCAAGGUCAGUUCAUCUACCCCAACAACCCACCACACACCACAUCAACAACAGACUCCAGUACUGUUUCUCUGGUACAUCUGUGUGUUUGGAUCCUCUAAUGUGUGUGUGUGUGUGUGCAUGCGCACAUGUGUGUAUUUGUGUGUGUCUGUGUAUCUUUGCUCAGGCCCAAAGUAUUGCAGACCUCCACCUGCCGCGAGACUCCCAGGGUAACACAGACUUUGGGUCUCUGGUGAGACAGUUGAAGGAGUGUCCCACACUGCAGGACCAGGCAGACAUACUAUAUAUCCUCUGUGUGAUGAAAGGUGCUGAUUGGCUGGUGGACGUGGGGGGUCAGGGCGGGGUCAGUGUGAGGUGUCUCCUGGAGGAGCUGUAUGCCCAGGCUGGGGCCAACAAGGAGUGGGGUCUGAUCAGAUACAUCUCUGGUAUCCUGAGGAAGAGAGUGGAGGUGCUGGCUGAGGCCUGUACAGAUCUCAUCUCCCACCACAAGCAGCUGACAGUGGGGUUACCACCGGAGCCCAGGGAGAAAGUCAUCUCGGCGCCUCUUCCUCCAGAAGAACUCAACUCUCUGAUCUAUGAGGCCAGUGGGCAGGACAUCAGCAUCGCUGUGCUCACUCAGGAGAUCAUGGUGUACCUGGCCAUGUACGUCCGCUCCCAGCCGGCUCUGUUUGGGGACAUGCUGCGUCUCCGAAUCGGACUCAUCAUGCAGGUGAUGGCUACAGAGCUGGCCCGCAGUCUACACUGCUCAGGGGAGGAGGCCUCUGAGAGCCUGAUGAACUUGAGUCCAUCAGACAUGAAGAACCUGCUGCACCACAUCCUCAGUGGGAAGGAGUUUGGGGUGGAGAGGAGCAUGCGUCCUAUGCAGUCCUCGGCCACCAGCCCGGCUGUCUCCAUCCAUGAGCUGGGUCACACUGGGGCCACUAAGACGGAGCGCACCGGCAUCCGCAAGCUGAAGCGUGAGAUCAAACAGUUGGAUGACUCGUCUCGUCCGAUCAGCAUGAGUAACAGUGGCUAUUCCAUCAGCAGCAACGUCACCUCUCCCCGUUCCACGCGGUGCAGCAGCCCCUCCACCCCCAGUGGUAUCCUGUCCCCUGUAGGCCCCGGGGGGUCAGACAGCCACCUGCAGUGGGAGGAGCGGCAGGGCCAGUGGCUGAGGAGGAGACGGCUGGAUGGGGCCAUCAACAGGGUCCCAAUGGGCUUCUACCAGAAGGUGUGGAAGAUCCUGCAGAAGUGUCACGGCCUGUCAAUAGAUGGAUACGUGCUGCCUUCCUCCACUACCAGAGAGGUAUGUAGUGUCAGUCUGUCUAUAGAUGGAUAUGUGCUGUCUUCCUCCACUACCAGAGAGGUAUGUAGUGUCAGUCUGUCUAUAGAUGGAUACGUGCUGUCUUCCUCCACUACCAGAGAGGUAUGUAGUGUCAGUCUGUCUAUAGAUGGAUACGUGCUGCCUUCCUCCACUACCAGAGAGGUAUGUAGUGUCAGUCUGUCUAUAGAUGGAUAUGUGCUGUCUUCCUCCACUACCAGAGAGGUAUGUAGUGUCAGUCUGUCUAUAGAUGGAUAUGUGCUGUCUUCCUCCACUACCAGAGAGGUAUGUAGUGUCAGUCUGUCUAUAGAUGGAUACGUGCUGUCUUCCUCUACUACCAGAGAGGUAUGUAGUGUCAGUCUGUCUAUAGAUGGAUACGUGCUGUCUUCCUCCACUACCAGAGAGGUAUGUAGUGUCAGUCUGUCUAUAGAUGGAUACGUGCUGCCUUCCUCCACUACCAGAGAGGUAUGUAGUGUCAGUCUGUCUAUAGAUGGAUACGUGCUGCCUUCCUCCACUACCAGAGAGGUAUGUAGUGUCAGUCUGUCUAUAGAUGGAUAUGUGCUGUCUUCCUCCACUACCAGAGAGGUAUGUAGUGUCAGUCUGUCUAUAGAUGGAUACGUGCUGCCUUCCUCCACUACCAGAGAGGUAUGUAGUGUCAGUCUGUCUAUAGAUGGAUACGUGCUGCCUUCCUCCACUACCAGAGAGGUAUGUAGUGUCAGUCUGUCUAUAGAUGGAUACGUGCUGCCUUCCUCCACUACCAGAGAGGUAUGUAGUGUCAGUCUGUCUAUAGAUGGAUACGUGCUGCCUUCCUCCACUACCAGAGAGGUAUGUAGUGUCAGUCUGUCUAUAGAUGGAUAUGUGCUGUCUUCCUCCACUACCAGAGAGGUAUGUAGUGUCAGUCUGUCUAUAGAUGGAUAUGUGCUGUCUUCCUCCACUACCAGAGAGGUAUGUAGUGUCAGUCUGUCUAUAGAUGGAUAUGUGCUGUCUUCCUCCACUACCAGAGAGGUAUGUAGUGUCAGUCUGUCUAUAGAUGGAUACGUGCUGUCUUCCUCCACUACCAGAGAGGUAUGUAGUGUCAGUCUGUCUAUAGAUGGAUACGUGCUGCCUUCCUCCACUACCAGAGAGGUAUGUAGUGUCAGUCUGUCUAUAGAUGGAUAUGUGCUGUCUUCCUCCACUACCAGAGAGGUAUGUAGUGUCAGUCUGUCUAUAGAUGGAUAUGUGCUGUCUUCCUCCACUACCAGAGAGAUGACAGAAGGCGAGAUCAAGUUUGCGGUGCACGUGGAGUCUGUUCUGAACCACGUCCCCCAGCCAGAGUACCGACAGCUGCUGGUGGAGGCUGUGAUGGUGCUGACGCUGGUGGCUGACAUGGAUGUGGACGACAUCGGAGGAAUCAUCCUGAUCGACCGCAUCGUACACAUGGCCAAUGACCUCUUCUUACAGGACCAGAGGACCCAUGGAGCCAACGAGUACUUCCUGGAGAAGGAUCCAGCCACAGGGAUAUGUCACUUCUUCUAUGACAGCGCCCCUAGUGGCAGCUACGGUACCAUGACCUACCUCUCCAAGGCUGUGGUCACAUACCUACAAGACUUCCUGCCGCAGUCUACCUGUCUCAUGCAAUGAGGUCUCAGACUGGGUUUGAUGUAGAGCACUCUCUCCCUGGCCUCGCAGGCAGCUAUCAAGAGAGUCUAGUCAAGUAAUAUAUUAUAGUGUGGAACGAAAUACUACUGCCUCGUUCCAAUUCUCCCCAAGUGUACACUCGUUCACUCCCAUUCAAGGAUGAUUUAAAAUCAUUGGAUUGAAUUCUUGAAGUGAAUGAGUGCACACUUCAGAGAGAAGGGGGUGAACUAGUCUGAGGUAGGAAGUUGGAUGGGGUUUGACCUAUGACCUAUGACUAAGAUAUUCACAACACACACUCUACUCAAAGGAGUUUUAUUGCAGCUAAUUGAUUGAUUAUAAUCAAUAAUAUAGCAGGUUUAAAAUUAAAUAUAUAAUUAAUUAUAAUUAAAUAUAUGUUUGUUUUUUAUUUUGAGUGUUGGAUGACACACACACACACAGUAUUUCGUUCUAAAAUUAUUUAUAAUUUUAACAUGUAAUAUAUAUGUGUAAAUCAGACGGAGUUGUUUAAAACAAUCUAAUAUGAUAUAAUGAGUGUAUUUGACCUAACCCUCCUCUAUUGUAUCAGUCUCACCCUGUGUUGUGGAGUUAUAAACCUCCUAUCCAGAAGUUACUAUGUUAUCCCUUGUUGAAGUACUGCAGCUGACAUCCCACUUUACAACGACAUUUACCUCUCAUGUUAUCUGAGGUGUGGCUCAUCAUCACCACUGUAUGUGUCACAAAUACUGUGCAUUUAUCCAUAUGUACCCGGAGCAUGUCAGCAAUGCCUUCAUAGCUGCUAAUGUGUAUGUGAAUGUUUAUCUAAAUAAUGACAAUGUGAUUAUAUAUAUAACAUGGUUGAAUCAGUUCAACAGUGGUUCAUGCCAUAUUUCAGCCUUUUCCCCGUAGUCGUUCAGUACAACACUGUGUGUUAGACAUUAGCAUCCCAGCAGGCUUACAGUUGAGACCAUAAGGGAAGGGAGAAUCUGUUCUGCAGUUAAGGACGACUGAGGCUGAAACAGUUCUGUUUUUGUGUCUAACUUUAUUUUAUAUAUUUAAAAAGAGACUAUAAAUAUAGUGGAUACAUAGAAAUAAUGUAUUUUUAACAAAAUACUAUGACUGUUUAUAUAACAGACUAAAGUACAAUUAAUACUGUCACUUUUAAUCAAAAAAUUACAUUUGAUAUUCCUAUAGACAUGGCCAUGUUAUAAGUCUGCAGUUGAGGACAUUUUGAAGGGGAUCAAUUCCACUAAUCUAUUAUCACAGUGUCUGCCACCAUGUUUUCAUGAUGUUUUUACUCAUUCAUUCACACUACCUUGUAAAACAACAUGUAAUCACUUGAGGGAAAUAUAUUUAAAUGCCAUCAAUUAAAUCCCUAAACUAAUAA
Oncorhynchus keta (chum salmon) is the source of this 9561-nucleotide messenger RNA. RefSeq lists its product as uncharacterized. Gene Ontology annotation, cellular component: phosphorylase kinase complex. Gene Ontology annotation, molecular function: calmodulin binding. The record is from RefSeq and is a predicted model, not a curated record. Lineage: Eukaryota; Metazoa; Chordata; Actinopteri; Salmoniformes; Salmonidae. Gene Ontology annotation, biological process: glycogen metabolic process.